AUGGACGCCGAGUCUGUCGAGCGAAUUUCCGUUCCUUGUGAACAUAUGAACAAGCGCAGCGAAGAGCACCGGACAGACCUCGCCGCGCGGCCGUUCCAGGAAUCAGAACCAGGACCUGCGGAUCGCCGAAGGCAGGAUGCUGUCGAUGGUCCUCCAACAGCUAGCACCCACAGGCAUGACCCGAAAUGUGGAAACAAUAUGGAAGACAGGAGGCCAGGAAACCAAGGGAGAGGCGUUGGACAGAGCAAGAACGGCGACAGUAGCGGUCGAUAUCCACCUUACAUGUACAGACCAUCUUGCACCACCGCCCUUGGUGCAACCGGUAUGAUUCACUACUGGAACUGCGAGACCGGCAAUCUCGUCUCUGCUGUGAUGAAACACCUCAGCGGUUCGGAGCAGGUGGAGUUCUGGAGACUGGAGAACAAGGACACAGGCCCCCAUGAGCCGGUGCACGACGACGGUCGCGUUAUGACGAGGUGGAUGACGCCUGAGGAGAAUCGUCAGUUCUGUGCAGAGAUAGCACGUAUUCCUGGGUGUGCGUGGAUGGCUGUAGAUCAGACACGGAGCGCCUGGAGAGAAGCCGGAUACGCUCAAGAGGAGGCGUUUAACUAUGGUGUAGAGCCUGUUCCUCGAAAUGUCUGUUAUCCAUCGUACGUUCCUGGGUGGCACCAGCAAUAUUGGCCGAGGUGGUACCGCUGA
Cyclocybe aegerita is the source of this 699-nucleotide messenger RNA. NCBI's taxonomy places the organism in Eukaryota, Fungi, Basidiomycota, Agaricomycetes, Agaricales, Hemipholiotaceae. The record is from the annotation of a GenBank genome assembly.